Messenger RNA from Exophiala mesophila, 2315 nucleotides. RefSeq lists its product as uncharacterized. Lineage: Eukaryota; Fungi; Ascomycota; Eurotiomycetes; Chaetothyriales; Herpotrichiellaceae. The record is from RefSeq and is a predicted model, not a curated record. The transcript has a single exon. The coding region runs from base 32 to 2248 and encodes 738 amino acids. Gene Ontology annotation, molecular function: RNA polymerase II cis-regulatory region sequence-specific DNA binding; DNA-binding transcription factor activity, RNA polymerase II-specific. Gene Ontology annotation, biological process: regulation of transcription by RNA polymerase II.
GUCUUCCUGGACUUCCAGACAACUCACCACCAUGCCGCCGACGCGUCAACCGCCGUACUUCCACAUCCAUCAGGAUCGGGUGACCGUACCCUCCAAUUCCUCCCCCAGCAGGAACACCAAACCUCGUCCUCAACUUCAACCAUCCGCAAUGCCUCUACAAGAUAUUCACAAUCCUCCCUCGCAUUCGACCCACCAUUCUCAUCACUCCCAUCACAGUCCGGCUAUGGUAUUCAGCACACCCAUGGCCUCUGAGCACCCUGCAUCCCCGAUCAAGAAUGAUAUGCAGGCCAUAAUGCGUGCAGAGAACUACUAUGCAAACAUGAACUAUGUUUCAAUUCCCCCUCCACAUACCGCCCCUGCAGUCUACGCCGGAUCCCCAAUCAAGCGAGCACCCAUGCCACUCCCACAACAAUAUCGACCCAACUCCCAAAUGCUACGGCCGCAGUCAAUGUUCACAACGUUCAACAGCAACUUCGACCCCUAUGACCAGCAAAACCUCCAUCCAGCUUCCGCCACACACGAAAAUUUUGUUGACUUUCCAGAACCAUCCUACGUGGGAAAGCAGACGCUCAAGCGAUCAUAUUCGGACGCUCAAGUUCCAAACGCUCGACCCUUCAAAAAGGCAAAGGCUGACGAGGAUGCCACAGCGGAGAUCCCUGCCCCAGAAGACAUGCCUCUAAUCGUGGAUGAUGGCAACAAGCCAAAUUAUAGCUAUGCUCAGAUGAUUGGCAUGGCCUUGCUCAGAUCUCCUACUCGAAAGUUGACACUGUCUCAGAUUUAUGACUGGAUCUCAAAAACCUUUUCCUACUAUCGUGAAGACACCAAACAGAGUUGGCAUAACAGUAUCAGACACAACCUUUCAUUGCACAAAGCUUUCACCAAGAAGGAGAGACCAAAAGGCGACGCCGGAAAGGGUUGUUAUUGGAUGAUCGAAGAGGGCAUGGAAGGUCAAUUCUUCAAAGACAAGAAUCGUCGUGGAAACAUGUCGCAUGUGCUGGUCCAGCCAGGGAUGACACGAUCGGAAUCUGUAAAGGUCCCACAGCCUGUCUCCGAUGCCCUGGCACCGAAUCAAUUCAUCAGUUUGCCCAGUGAGCCCCCACGGCCACAGACAGCUCCUCCUCUGCCCGAUCUUUCAUCGGAUGCCACUGUUCCUGCCUCGGACCCUGCACUCCACGAAAAUGACAACGAGACGGUAGAGCUCGAUGAUAGUGUGCUACCGACCCAACCGAAGUCAUCUCCUCCUGACGCCAUCAACUCGUCACCACCCAUGACCACUUCCAACCACCAUCGUAAUAUCUCCUCUCCUACUGCGCGAAUGCAAAAGCCAUUGUCCGGUCCACGACCAAGACGCGUAUUGUCCAAGGUGGACGACAGUGGAUACUUCUCAUCUAUCGAAUCAUCCGCAAUGCGCCCUAAGACUGCCUUCGUGCUGACCUCUGAGCUUGAUACGGAGCAUGGAAGGACAAAGCGAGAAGGCCGUGCCGAAAACGAGAUUCGACGUCUCCGAGGCUCGUCUCACGAUAUGACCCCGAGCCACAUCAGGUUCAUGGUUCCUGCACAAGAUGGUCAGCAAUCCUCUUCUCCCGUGCGCGUCAGUCCCAAUGUUUUGGUCAAUCCUAUGACUCCUGCAGUGCGUUUCAAGAGACCCCAGCGACCGCCCCCUUCUAUCUCUCCCAACACCCAGCUACACUAUCAUCGCAAAGCCAUGCAAGACUUUGCAAACUCUCCCAUGAAGGGCUCCGGCAUGUGGGUCGGCAGUGGUAGCCCAUUUGUCUUUCCACCAGUCGUGCCCUCGAGCCACAUUGAGGAUUCCAACUUUGAGAUUUUCUCUGACCCCGUCAAUGUCGGAACCCCGUACACUCCUGCGUUUUCCUCGCCUUUGAGACCUGCGGAUGACCGGAUGACUGGCACACGAGCCAUCGUGUCAAAUGCGCUGGUAGACACCGCCGGAAAUGCACAAAAGGCGUACAGCAAAACUCCAACACGCUCAAGCAUGCUGAAAUCCAGCUUGCAAGCCUCGUUCACUGGCUCCCCGUUUGGGGCACCAAUUGACAAUGUCAUCAAGAGCUACGAGCACACCGACCUCUUUGACUUCAAUUCUUUCGAAAAUGACAGCUUCGAUAAUGACGAAGAAUUUGACCUGACUCAGGGCUUUGGAAGAAUUGGAGAAUCGUCUAUUCAAUCUUCUGGUACACAUCACGUUCAGCGACCUUCACUGGGAGGUCGGAGCAAUACUUCUUUGUUUUGACGUCAGCUUGAUGUCUCGCGCACCAAAAUGAUGCCUACAAUGGCAAAUGAGGACUUUUUGAUCGGGG